Messenger RNA from Chara braunii, 599 nucleotides. The record is from the annotation of a GenBank genome assembly. NCBI's taxonomy places the organism in Eukaryota, Viridiplantae, Streptophyta, Charophyceae, Charales, Characeae.
GGCUAUGGCGCUGCAUGGGUAUAGGCCCGGGUACUGGUAUCACCAGGCCCGCUGGAAGCCCAUGUCCAGGGAAGGGCCCUGGAUCACCGUUAUACUCAACUACGACGGUGGAGAUGAAGUGCUACUGAAGAUCAACGUGGAGGGAGCAAAAGAGGUGGAGAUGCGGACCGAUGGAAAGCUGCAAGAUGCGAUUACAAAGGCAAGGGAUCGAGCGGAGAGACGCUGUAGGAGGGACGGUGUGACGGCGAGACUACGGAUAACGGUGACCUACCAAGAGACAGAAACUUUGAUGGACACGGUGGACCUGGAGCAGGCCCACCAGGACAGGGACUCAGGUGGGGAGAGUGAGAUGAGUGAAGCAGAAGAUCGGGAAACGGACCUCAGGUCCUGGAACAGACCAGGCGAGAUCCAGAGGCAUCACCGAGCCGUGAAGCCAAUAGAAGAGGGACCUGAGGCAAGCUCGCAACAACUGACGCCGAGGGGCCGCGGGACGGGAGAGAAGCAGAACAAGCGAAAAAGACAUAUGUGAGAAGGGCGCAACAGGUUUUUUUGGGCCAGUUGUGAGACACGAGGGCUGGCUCUCGAGGCUGAUACACGUG